Molecule: messenger RNA, 4842 nt
Organism: Scomber japonicus (chub mackerel)
Lineage: Eukaryota; Metazoa; Chordata; Actinopteri; Scombriformes; Scombridae
Gene: gk5
Product: glycerol kinase 5
Exons: 17
Coding region: 242-1834 (530 amino acids)
Biological process (GO): glycerol-3-phosphate biosynthetic process; glycerol metabolic process; triglyceride metabolic process
Cellular component (GO): mitochondrion
Molecular function (GO): glycerol kinase activity
Source: RefSeq, a predicted model, not a curated record
UGCGAUUCAACAACAUCUACUUUCGGAUUGUCCGUCCUUCACUGUUUGGAGCACAUAUAGGGUUGGACUGGAAUUGGUUUUCGACGAAAAUAAAGUCCGAAGGUCGAGCAAAAGCUCCAGCCGGUACACACAUUAGGCAAUAUACGCUCACACAAACCAUUCAGGCUGUAAACAAGACCAAUAUGAGAAGACCUACAUGGUCUAGAGUACCAACCCACAUACCUGGACAAACGUGUCUGCAAUGGGGAGUCAGAGGAACGGAUUCAGAAAGGAGACCUUCAUCCUGUCAGUGGACGUCGGUACAACAUCUAUCAAGUGUCACGUUUAUGACAAGGAGGCAAAAAUCAGAGGAUCAUGCAUCACCAAGGUUGUUCCCCUGUAUCCAGAGGUAGGACAGGUGGAGAUGGACCCAGAUGCAUUAUGGAAAGGGUUUAUUACCGUGGUCAAGGGAGCUGUUCAAGAUACAGGAGUACAAAUGCAACAAAUAGAGGCUCUUGGUAUAUCUACUCAGCGAGGCACCUUCACAACAUGGGACAAGAAAACUGGGGAGCCUUUCCAUAACUUCAUCAGCUGGCAGGACCAAAGAGCUGCUGACCUGGUGAAGUCCUGGAACACGUCAUGCACCAUGAAAGCAAUCCAUGGUGUGAUGAAGGUGCUUUACUUCCUGACCAGGCAGAAACGGUCCCUUGCAGCGAGCCUUAUUGUCUUCUCCACCCAACAUGUAACCUUUCGCCUCGUCUGGGCUCUUACACACUACAAGCAGGUUUGUAAAGCAGUAGCUGAAGGCAAUUGCUGCUUUGGAACAAUAGACACUUGGCUCCUGUUCAAACUCACAAAAGGACAGGUCUUUGCCACAGACUACUCCAAUGCCAGUGCAACAGGGAUUUUUGACUCUUAUCAGAUGUGUUGGAGUGGGUUUCUCUGCUCUCUUGUGUCUCUGCCUCUCUCUAUUUUCCCCAAAGUAGAAAAUACAGGUCAUGAGUUUGGUUCCACAGACUCGUCUAUCUUUGGAGUAUCCAUUCCCAUCAUGUCAGUGAUGGCGGACCAGCAGGCAGCCAUGUUUGGAGAGUGCUGCUUUGAUGUAGGUGAUGUCAAGAUCACCAUGGGAACAGGUACCUUCAUGAACAUCAACACCGGCAACAAACCACACACUUCUGUAGCAGGUUUGUAUCCUGUGGUGGGCUGGAAGAUCGGCUCAGAGGUGGUGUAUCUGGCUGAGGGCAAUGCAGCAGAUACUGGCACCGCUAUCAAAUGGGCGCAGAAGCUGGAGCUCUUCUCUGAUGUGCAGGACACCAGUGAUAUGGCUUACAGUGUCAGUGACUCAGACGGAGUGUGUUUCGUCCCUUCUUUCAGUGGCCUGCAGGCUCCUCUAAACGACCCUAAAGCUUGUGCUUCCUUUAUGGGCCUCAAACCCUCCACCUCCAAAUGCCAUCUGGUCCGUGCAAUUCUGGAGUCCAUCGCUUUCAGAAACAAGCAGCUAUAUGAGACGAUGCUAAGAGAAACUCACAUUCCUAUCACCAAGAUCAGGGUGGAUGGUGGGGUAUCCUCGAAUGACUUCAUCAUGCAGCUGACUGCAGACCUGUUUGGGAGGAAGGUAGCCAGACCCCAGCACAAUGAAAUGUCAUGUCUGGGGGCUGGUUUUGUCGCUGGACUUGGAGUGGGCUUCUGGAAAACCAGAGAAGAGCUGAAGAAGCUGCAGACCACUGACGACUUGUUCAACCCUCAAGUAGGACACACGGAAGGUUUUGGUAACCCAAGUCGGGAGUACACCCCCAUCCUCCAGAGCUGGGAGAGAGCUCUGAGACGCUCCAUGAAUUGGUACAACAAGCCCUGACACCAGACGCAAGCACCGAAGACGAGGACAUAACUUUUGAGUACAUGUGAAAGCAGGUGGUCCAUUUAUUAAAACACAAUGACGGUUUUUCAGACAUGGUGACCAUCAGUUGUGUUUCUGAUUUUAUUGUUUUUAAAUUUUUGUGAAUCAAAACUCAAUCCUGGUCCAGUUGCUAAAAAAAAUGAGAUGCAAAGCUUUUGGUGACGGUAACUCGGUAUGCUGCGUAACCUUUACCAGUAGCCAAUGAAGGGUUUCAAGGGGAAGUGACAGCCAUUUUGUUCCUACUGAUAAAUGAAGCACAGCUGAAGGUCAUACACACUGACAUCAUGAUACUGCACUGAUAACUAUGGUUGAAAGUUAGGUUUGGGAAAAGGUCCAGCGAGGGUCGGAUCCAGGCCAUCAGCUUCCUUCACUACGUUCCCAGGCCUUGAGGCGUGAGUGGUGAUCACAAACAGAAGUUACUACCUUUUAGUUGAUUCUUGCUCAGUGUUGCAGCCUCAUCAGAGGUGCAUUUCAUUGAUUUACAUACCUCAAGUCAUAUGUGCCUCCUCAUAUCACUGUAUUUUAUCCAGAUGGAAAAAUAUUUGUACAUUUUUCCCACAUGGGGGCGCUAAUGACUGGCUUUAAAGCUUUCAUUUAUGAACUCGCCAUGGAAACCGCAUGUCACAUGUUUAUAAGGAGCCACAGAUUCAAAUCAUUUAUAUUAGAUAGAUCCUCUGUAGGGGGAACAUAGACAGGACAUGACCCUUCUGUUCAUGAUGCCUUGAGAUUCACCGAGCCACAUUUAGGAAACAGAAUUUCAGGAUAUUUUUAUUUGCCAAUGUCUUUUUUUUAUGUGUCUGUUUCUGCUUGACUUAACGUAGUAUUUUACAUGUGUUUUAAAUAUUUGAAUCCUCCAGAGACAAACCCAAGUCAUACAUAUGUUGCCUUUUGGAAAUGUAGAGCGGUUUCAUUUUAGCAAUCACGAAUUCUAAGUUGGAUGUGCCGGUUAUUCUUAUCACAAAAAUCCUCAAACUUUUCUAAAUUACAACUCUAUGUGUAGUGCUAGUAUAUACUCAUAAAAUGACCAUAGUUCAUAUUAUGAUCACCUCGGAUUGAAUCGAUCUGAACAAACUGAACUGUAUAUCGCUGUAAUAUCCUGCAAAUGAACAUGGAAAAAAGCCACAAACAAAAGCAGGUUGGUUCGUCAAUAUUAAGACAGUUGACUGGAAUUUGCUUUAAAUGGAUUGUCUGCUCUGAUAUGUGUUGGGUUUUAUUGUUCAGCACAUGAUUGCUCCUCAGACUUCUAUCAGGUAUGAUUAAUGAAUUUACGCACAAAAAUGUUCUGUGCGUAAAAAAAAAAAAAACCUGAAAAUUUAAAAAAAAUCUAAAUAUUUAACUAUCUAAAUAUCUAACAGAAGUUUUUAUAUUUGGCUAGAAAUGUUGGAAAAGUUAGUGUACUGACCCUUGUAAUUGAAUUGUCAUUACUUCUAUUAAGUUUUGGGGUUUUGGGGGGUUUUUUUGGCCACGUCACUCUGUUGUCACCUCUUUUUCUUGAUGCCCCAACUUUUAAUAUUUGCAUAUUAGAAGUAUAUAGAGAAACACAUUCAUUCUAAUUUUCUUUCGCCAAUUUUUUCUUAAAUUGGAUGGAAACUGGAUUGACUUUAUCAUGCAGUGUGCACAGCCUCUCCACAUUAAACACUAUCGCCAGUGCCGAAUCUGACCUAUGAGGAGGAAUAAUGUAUGCGGUCCUGUCUCAUUAUGAUUCAGUAAAUAUAAACUAACCGCAACUACUUUUCUCAAGUACUGUAUUUAAGUACAAUUUUAAGGUAUUUGUACUUUAUUUGAAUAUUUCCAUUUUGUGCUCCUCUACAAUUAUUUACCAGCUUUAGUUACUUUUAAGAUGAAGAUUUGGCACAAUUGAUAAUAUAACAAGCUUUUAAAAUACAUUAUUAAAGAUUAAACCAGAUUUGAGAUUAAAGCAGCUCCACCAAAUAGUGAUUUUUCCCUCUAAAGUGUUCCACAUGGUUUUGUUUCAAUAUUUAUAUCCAAUAUUUCAGCAAAAAUCAAAGAUUAGAGAAAAGAUUGGGAAUCACUGAAGUAAAGUAACUAACUGUAUACAGAGUAGUGUAAACUAGCUCCACCUCCAGCAGCUACAACAGUAACAUGCUGCUCACACACUGAUGCUUCAGUAUCAAUACUCUAAUAACAUAUAUCAGUCAGAGGGACCAAAUCACUACUUUUACUGCAAUACUGCAUACUAUAUCAAGCUGAUAAUACUUCUGUUAUUUUACUUAAGCAGAAUUAUUCGUGCAGGAAAAAAAAAAAAAAGGUUUUCUUGUGGUGUAUCGAACUGAAACAGCUAAUAAAGACAUGAGAGCUGUGCUGUGUUCACGGUGCCCUCUGACAACAGUUAUAAUCACAGUAAUGCCUGUAAUAGAAAUGGUAUUACUACUAGAAUAUUUCACCAGGUAUAGUGUACAACAAUGUAUUCUGGCACAUCUCUACUUCUUACAUAAUGCUUAAAUGUGACGACUAGCAAAAUACAAUCAUCACUUAUGAUACACAUUGAUGGUGAUAUUGUUUAAAUAAUAUGACUGGAACAGAAACUAAUUGUACAUGUUUUGUUCAGAUGAAGGGAUUCCCACUGGAUCCUAGUAUUUAAAUGUUUUUCUUUUCUUUGAAUGUAUCACAUGGUCAGUCUUGUCCAUCCCUAUGAAUCUCAUUCUUUAUCCAUUUGCUGAGUAAUGUCCCCCCCUUUUCAAUAUUGUAAUAUUGUUCUUCAUAUAUAUGAUGAUGGUUUGUUGUAGAAAGUGACACUGUGCAUAGUGCUGACAUUAAUGACAUUCCUGGUCAUCAAAUGUGAAAUUUUCUAACACUUGUACUUCAUUCAGUUCUUGAAUGGCUAAUAUUGACAUCCCAAGCUGCUGGGAAAUAACUGUACACCUGUGUAAUCAUUUUUUAGUAGAUUACAUAAUAAUUUCAAGAGCUGUUUAUGGUGUAAAAGGUAUUAAAAAUAUGAAUUGCCA